AUGCAGAAUGCUCAGUACGAGGCUGCAGUCGAUUCAGGAACUGUACGAAAAUUGUCAGCGGGAGUUAGAGAACAGCACGGCGCGCUCGCCGAGCUGUUCAAACAGCUCGAAGUGCAGGUCGAGGACGACAUCUCGGUGCGCUUUACGGUGCCCGAAGAUAUGCACUCGUUCGCGAUCGACUUCGCGUUCUACGACAACAACCCGUACUUCAGCAACCGCGUGUUGACCAAAGAAUUCAUGAUGCGGCACGACAGCCAGAACGGCGAGUGGAUGCUGUGCCAGCUGCAUCGCAUCGAGAAUUUGCUGAGCGUGGAGCUCGAAAUUGGGCAGAUUUUGCGCGAUCGCGUCAUCCCGGACGCCUUCGGCUACUUUUUCGGCGUCGAAGGCGUCUCUGAAGACGAAAACGACGAAUAUUAG
This is a messenger RNA of Dermatophagoides pteronyssinus (European house dust mite), 417 nucleotides long. Its product is annotated as putative nucleosome assembly protein C2D10.11C. The record is from RefSeq and is a predicted model, not a curated record. NCBI's taxonomy places the organism in Eukaryota, Metazoa, Arthropoda, Arachnida, Sarcoptiformes, Pyroglyphidae.